GUGACCUUGGUCAAAUCGCUUCAACUUUCCUGGUCUCAGCUCCCCACCUCUGAGCUGGAGAUGAUAAUAACCCUCCCCUUCCUUCCAGGGGUGCUUUGGGGACAGAUUGUGAGGGACUCAGAUACUAUGGGAGCUGUAAAAGUGCCUGAGACAGAAACUCCAGUGUCCGUAAUAGGGCGAGCUGGGUUGAGCCCCCUGAUGGGGAAGUGAGGUUCAUAGGGCAGGUGAAAAAUGACAUGAAUCCUAAGGGGUUGGGAAGCUUGAGCCCAGCCCCCACUGUGCUUCCUGCCCUUUGGAAACCCGACUCUGGCUGAACCAGUUUCUGAUGCGCUUUGGCUGAGUGCAGCCAACUUUAAGGAUUUUAAGACAAGCCUCAUGAUAUUUGGUGGGUUUCUUAAAGCCCCAGCUCCAGGGACCACGUGAAUCUCAGAAACAAAUGAUAAGUCACUUUCCAGCCCUUGCAGUUGAAGAGGAAAAGAUUGAAAAGGUCUUCCAGUUUUCAUCCUGACGUGAUCUCCCAGCUGGAACAAGAGGAAGAGCCGUUGGGUCCUGGAUCUCCCAAGGCUCUGAGGAAAGAGGGACCCUGAGAAACGUUCAUACAGUCCCCUUUCUGAGGUUGCCUCUCCCUGGCACAGGGGACGAUUCCUGUCUGGAUACUCCCUCUAUCCUGGCAGGUGAUGGGAUGGUGAGUGAAAACGAGGAGACGAAUCCUAAGCAGGAAAUCCCUGAGCAAGUGGAACCACAUGGGACAGCACUGGGACCAUCCAAAGGGAACAUUUCCUGGAGGGGUGAGCAGGAAGCAGCCUGCGAGGGUCGGUGCGGGCUGGAGAGGCAGCAGGGAACCCCCCAGUGAAGAGACGAGGUAACUCCAUUCAGAGAGGUUUGAAGGACCGCAGUGAAACCAUGCUCCAGCUUAGAACCCGCACUAAAGAGAAACUGUAUGAAUGUCCUGAGUGCGGGAGGAGCUUCACUCGCAACUCACACCUUAUUGUGCAUCACAGGAUCCACACAGGAGAGAGGCCCUAUGACUGCCUGGACUGUGAGAAGGGGUUCACUCAGGGUGCCGACCUGACGAAGCACCAGAGAACCCACACAGGAGAGAGACCCUAUCGCUGCCCUGAGUGCGGGAAACAGUUUGCCACUUUCUCCUCCCUUAUUUCACACCGGAGACUGCACACGGGAGAGAGACCCUACAAAUGCCCCGAGUGUGGGAAAAGCUUCAGUGCCAGCUCCAACCUUAUUGUGCACCAGAGAACCCACACUGGGCAGAGGCCCUGGACAUGCCCCGACUGUGAGAAAAGCUUCAGCGUGAGCUCCAACCUUAUCGCCCACCAGAGGAUCCACACGGGAGAGAGACCCUAUAAAUGCCCCGAGUGCGGGAAAGGGUUCACUCAGAGCUCCCACCUCGUUUCCCACCAAAGAAUUCACACAGGAGAGAGACCCUACGAAUGCCUCGAUUGUGGGAAGAGCGUCAGCGAGGGCUCAGACCUUACUAAGCACCAGAGGAUUCACACGGGAGAAAGACCCUAUAAAUGUCCUGAGUGUGGAGAAAGCUUCAGCCAGAGCUCCAGCCUGAUUAAACACCAGAGAGUCCACACCGGAAAAAACCCCUAUAACUACCCUGAGUGCAGGAUAAGUUUCCAGCUGAGCUCCACCCUUAUUGCUCAUCAGAGAAUCCACACAAGAGAGACUCUAUAAAUGUCCAUUCUGUGGGGAAGGCUGCAAGUGGAAGAUCUCUCUAAUGUCCCACUAGACACGCCACAGAGAAGGUGGCAGGAGCUCUCCCUGAAUGUAAUGAUUCUAUGCCCUGCUGACGCAACGUACAAACGUGCUUCAUUUCAGGAUGGUCUAGGUAGAGGGGGGCCAGGUGGAUGUUUUGGGUUUCAGUGUGGCCAGAGGAGGGAGCACUGGGUACUGGGGAGACGGGUUAUUUCAAGGUCUGGGGGGGAGCAGGUGUUGAAAUUAGUGAGGAGACAUUUCUGCAGGGGCCACACACACUUGCCAGGUCAGAGAAGAGGUGAAGAUGCCCCAUUGCACUUUGCGUCCAUGUUGUCUCUGCAGCUCCCAAAGCCUCUCAGGGUGGGGGUGAGGGCAGGGGAUGCUGUUGUUAUAAUUAUUGGUGUCAUGGCCCAGGACCCCUCUGCACCAGGCACUGUGCAAACAUGGAAUGAAAAGCCAGUCCCUGCCCCAAAGAGUUUACAAUCUAAGUGGAGAAACGGGACAACAGAUGGAGACGGACAGAUGGGGGGCGGGGAUCCAAGAAAGCAGACAGUAUUGGUAGCAUGACAGGUAGCAUGCUCAGCAUACCAGCACCCUAACCACUGUCAGGUUUUUUUGCAGGCCUCACAGCAAAGGAGAGUUUUAAGUUUUUCAGGGAAAGAGUGGGGGGCCCUGUGGGUCCAUAGUAUAAAGCAACAAGAGCUGCUGAUCCGAAGUGAGAGGAUGGACUCUGUAAAUGCAGGGGCUGGAGACUGGGGAAUUCAAGGGGGAGAUUCCCAGAGAGAUGGGAGAUUGCCCUGUUCCUGAGAGUGCAGUAUGGUGUAGUAGUGAGAGCAGGGGGAAUUGGGCCUCAGGAGUCCUGGGUUUAGUUCCUAGCUCCAAGCGGGAGUGUGAUCUAGUAGUUAGAGCAGAGUGGGGGUGACUGCUGAGCUCAAUAACCAGCUCUGCUAGUGUCACUUCAUCCCAAUCACUUCCCCUCCUUUCUCUGCCUGUGCCUCUUCCAUCUGUGCAAUGGGGAUAAGUCACACACCAUCCCAGGGAGUCGUCACUAAUUACUGUGUGUUCAGAGGCUCAGGAGGACAGAGGUGCCAAGGGAGGGGAAGUGUCAUUGUUACUGUGUUUCAUUAUUAUCUGAUCCUCUCCCAUCCCACCCCAGCUGUCUCAUUAGUGGAAGGGAUUUACUGAGCUGAAGGGGAGGGUUUCAUCUGUUUCUAGGGAGGGGCUCAGCUCACAUUGUCACAUACUGGGCUUAUUCCUGAACUAACUGCCCUGGGAGGGCUUUUCUUUUUGUUUCUGGAUGGGGCAGGGGAGAGGUGGGGUCCUGUUUUUUUGGUUUUCUGCAAUAGCAGAGACUGGAUCGAAUGACACAGAAGCCCCCUUCCAGUUCUAUGUUCCUGCUUCUGGAAACGCAAGUUUCAGAGGAAUGUUUAUGUCUUGCUAAAGUUUUUACCUAAUUGGAUUUUGAUUUUC
Trachemys scripta elegans is the source of this 3189-nucleotide messenger RNA. Its product is annotated as zinc finger protein 774-like. Gene Ontology annotation, biological process: negative regulation of transcription by RNA polymerase II. Gene Ontology annotation, molecular function: DNA-binding transcription repressor activity, RNA polymerase II-specific. The record is from RefSeq and is a predicted model, not a curated record. Lineage: Eukaryota; Metazoa; Chordata; Testudines; Emydidae.